AUGCCUAAGGCUAUUAUUAUUGAUAGAGGAACACACUUUUGCAAUAAAACCUUUGGUUCCCUUCUUGAAAAGUACCAUGUGACUCAUCGAGUAGCUACUGCAUACCAUCCGCAAACUAGUGGUCAGGUUGAAGUGUCUAAUAGAGAAAUAGAGUCUAUCCUAGAAAAAAUGGUCAAUCCAAAUAGGAAAGACUGGAGUCUUCGUUUAGAAAUUGAGCAUAAAUCUUUCUGGGCAGUGAAGCAAUGUAACUUAGACUAUGAUUCUGCUGGAAAAGAGAGAAAGUUACAGCUCCUUGAGUUAGAAGAACUAAGGCUUGAAUCUUAUGCAAAUGCUAAAAACUACAAAGAUAAAACUAAAGCAUUCCAUGAUAAAAUGAUAGCUAGGAAGUCUUUUCAAGUUGGCCAGAAAGUUCUUUUAUUUAAUGCUAGACUGAAAUUAUUUCCUGGAAAAUUGCAAACUAGAUGGCUUGGCCCCUUUGUUGUUACUAAUGUGUUUCCUCAUGGUGCAGUGGAAAUAAAGGACUUUGGUACUGACAAAACUUUCAAAGUAAAUGGUCACAGAUUGAAGCCUUUCUAUGAUGAAGCUUAUGUGCAGAUGAUCGAAGAUGUCACGUUUGAGGAAAUCUGA
This is a messenger RNA of Spinacia oleracea (spinach), 627 nucleotides long. RefSeq lists its product as uncharacterized. Gene Ontology annotation, molecular function: nucleic acid binding. Bases 1 to 627 code for a protein of 208 amino acids. The record is from RefSeq and is a predicted model, not a curated record. Gene Ontology annotation, biological process: DNA integration. Lineage: Eukaryota; Viridiplantae; Streptophyta; Magnoliopsida; Caryophyllales; Amaranthaceae. The transcript is spliced from 2 exons.